GACACUCGCUCACACCUUAUCUCCUGUGAUGCACGCACAACUGUGUUGCACUAUCCAUAGUAUCUCAGAGACAGACUGUCACGAAGCGAGAUGGAGAAAACAGACGUUUGGAGCUGGUUGCCUACCAGUUAUGCAGUACAACAGAACGCUUGGCCCGCUUUGUUCUCAGAGGAGACAAAAAGAUGACAAACAAUAACCUGAAUAAGCUUUUGGCUUUUUGUGUAUUAUUUUGCGCUCAGAAAACGUCCAUUGUGCAUGGUGCACAAGCUUUGGAAACUAAAGUGGCUCUGCUGCUCCACGCUGAGCCAGAGAUUCCAAAGUGCUUUGCUGAAGGGUUGUCGGACCUCACCUGCUUCUGGGAGGAGGAUGAGGAAAGGGCUGGCUCUGCUGACCAAUACUCAUUCAGAUACACAUACCAGAAUGAGAACAGUAGUGAGUGUGCCGUAACUGCCCUACCAGCAGCAGGGGGCAAGAGGCUGUAUUUUUGCAGGUUGUCCCAGACUCCAUUUUUUGUGCCCCUUGACAUCCGGGUGUUUCGGGACGACCUGCUGAUCCACAACCGCAGUCUCUUCAUUGAACUUGUCUUCCUGUUAGACCCGCCUGCCAAUCUGACAUUGACGAGUACAGGGACGCAGGGGCAGCUGAAGGCCAGCUGGCUGCCUCCCUCUCUCAAGUACAUGGGRGACAGCAUGAUGUACGAGGUCAGCUACGCCAUGGCAGGGAGCCACAUUGGAAAGGUGGAGAAGGUGCAAGCCAGCUCUGAGCUCAUCUUGCAUGGUCUGCAGUCAGGCACUAAGUACAAGGUGCGCAUUCGUGUCAAACUGGACGGCAUCAGCUACAGUGGCUACUGGAGCGCCUGGACUGACCCGGUACUGAUGGAAACAAUGCCUAGUGACUUGGACCCUCUCAUCGUGUCCCUGAGUCUCAUCAUCUCUCUCGUCCUCACCCUGCUGUCUCUCAUUGUGCUCAUGUCUCAUCGCAGGUUCCUGUUGAAGAAGAUCUGGCCAAUCAUUCCCACCCCUGAAAGCAAGUUCCAAGGCCUCUUUAAGGUUUAUGGUGGUGACUUUCAGGAGUGGUUGGGCCACAGCASUGGAGGCUUAUGGUUGAGGCCAGCCUACUUCUACUCCGAGGAAUUCCCUGRYCCACUAGAGGUGCUCUCKGAGGUUAGCCUUGGUCRCGCCUUACCCAGCUCCGCUUUGCCGCCCAAGGCCUCAGAGGCACUUGGUGAGGAGGAGGAUGAAGACAAGAAGCUAAAGAGGGUGGAUUCUGCAUUGAUGGAGGGGUGGAGAGAAACCCCCCAGGAGCACUGYCRGAUGGARCAGCUCCGGGCUAUUCAUCAGCACCCUGCACCCRGGACCCAGUCUUCUCUACUGGAGUCRCAUGAUGCCUARGUCACCCUCAAUGCUCAGAACCACAGUGSGGAGGAGRCMCUGGACGACAUAUUGGAGGAAACCUUGCCCCUGCAGGUUCUCUUUGCCUCUGGAAGGACAUCCUCUGAAUCUCGAUCAGACUUGGGCUCCUUCCAACAGAGCUCAGGAUCGGGCRGCCUCUCGUCCCAGUCCAGUUUUGAGUACCCAAACCACACCUGGCCGCCCAAGGGCCCCGGGUACACCUACAUGGCAGUGGCCGACUCAGGCGUCUCCAUGGAUUACAGUCCGAUGAGCUCGAAUAAGAUCGAUGACAUUGGGAAGGGAGUUAUCUAUACCAAUGAGUACAAGAACGAGAUCCCUGCACACAGAAGACCCAUAGGUACMCCCAUCCACUUUGCAUUCUGAAUUAAGGCUAAGCUAUGUUACAGGCUAUGAACUGAGGCUUAAAGGUCCAAUGAAGCUGAAAAACAGUUGGGAUGUUUGGCCAAGGCUUCUARAUUGACUCCAUCUUCUUGUCAGUGGAAUG
Molecule: messenger RNA, 1896 nt
Organism: Salvelinus sp. IW2-2015
Lineage: Eukaryota; Metazoa; Chordata; Actinopteri; Salmoniformes; Salmonidae
Gene: epor
Product: erythropoietin receptor
Biological process (GO): cytokine-mediated signaling pathway
Cellular component (GO): membrane; external side of plasma membrane
Molecular function (GO): cytokine receptor activity; protein binding
Source: RefSeq, a predicted model, not a curated record